Diplodia corticola is the source of this 1383-nucleotide messenger RNA. RefSeq names its product alpha-galactosidase. Gene Ontology annotation, biological process: carbohydrate metabolic process. The transcript is spliced from 2 exons. Bases 1 to 1383 code for a protein of 460 amino acids. The record is from RefSeq and is a predicted model, not a curated record. Gene Ontology annotation, molecular function: hydrolase activity, hydrolyzing O-glycosyl compounds. Lineage: Eukaryota; Fungi; Ascomycota; Dothideomycetes; Botryosphaeriales; Botryosphaeriaceae.
AUGACUGCCGCUGCCCUCUCCUUCGUUGUCACUCUUCUACUGACAGGCGCUGCAGCUUCUCCAUUGACAAGGCGAUUGGAAAAUGGUGUUGGUACGAAGCCGGCUCUGGGCUGGAACAAUUACAACGCCGGGCUUUCCGCGAGCGCCGAGUCGGCCUUAGCAGCAGCGAAUGCGUUUGAGAACCUAGGCUUGAAAGAGCUUGGUUACACUUACAUCAACCUGGAUGACGGAUGGUCAACCAUGGCGCGGGAUUCCGAUGGCAACCUUGUUCCUGACCCAACGAAGUUCCCGAACGGCAUCAGGAAUGUCUCCGAUCAGAUCCAUGCUCUUGGCCUCAUGUUCGGACUGUACGGCGACUCCGGCACUGCAACAUGCGCCGGAUUCCCGGGAUCCCAGGGUUACGAGGAGCAGGACGCAGUACUGCUGGCAUCGUGGGCGGUGGACUACUGGAAGUACGACAACUGCAACACCCCUUCGGGAGAUUCGCAACCUCGGUAUGAGACCAUGCGUGAUGCUUUGCUCGCCACGGAUCGAGAUAUCUUGUAUUCGCUGUGUCAAUGGGGAGUCGAUUCCGUUUGGGAAUGGGGAGCCAGCGUGGGCAAUUCUUGGCGUGUCGGAGGCGACAUCACCAACAACUGGAACUCAGUAGCGAGCAUAGCAGCGUCGAAUGCUGGCAUCACGUCAUAUUCCGCACCCGGAGGCUUCAACGAUUAUGACAUGCUGGAAGUGGGCAACGGUGGGCUGACGGAAGCCGAAGAGCGAGCACACUUUGGUCUCUGGGCCAUCUGCAAAUCGCCGCUCCUGCUCGGGACGGACUUGACCAAGAUAACCAACUCCAGCCUAGCGAUAAUCAAGAACGCAGAUGUCAUUUCCGUCAAUCAAGACUCCCUCGGACUCGCCGCAUCGACGUUCACGCCGUCGGGUCAAGCAGCGCCCACAAGUGGCACGCUGUACCCAUACUGGUCCGGCCCGCUCAGCGAUGGGUUCGUGAUCGGGCUGGUCGCAGCAGACGGUGCGGGGACACUCAGCGUCAGUUUUGCGGAUGUGCCGGAUCUUGGUGCAGGGACAUACAGCUGGACCGAGCUGUAUAGUGGCAAGACUGGGAGUGGUGAUGGUGUGAGCUGGACAUUCGAGGUGGAGCAUGACAUGGCCAUCUUCAAAGUCACCGGGAAGAUUCCAUCAACGACGAGCACAGAGCCCAGCUCGAGCACGAGCACGAGCACGGCGAGCGGCGCGGGAUCGACGUCCGCCGCGGUCUCGACUUCUGCAGCGGCGACAAGCAGCUCGGCGGCAGGGCCUGCGACCACGACAUCGGCGGGGACAGUUGGCCAGUGGGGCCAGUGCGGAGGACAGGGCUACUCAGGGCCCACAGCAUCGGGCUGA